AAAAUUAUAAAAGGGAAAAUAUACUACAAUUUACUUAUAAGAUGAAUAAAUACAAACUUUGUCUAUAAAAAAUAACAACAAAAAGUGCAUUUAUAAUAAUUUAACAUAUUUUUUUAAAAUCAGCGUGUUCAUUUAGUGAUGCUGGAGGAAUUUUAAAAAAUAGUCAAAACUUACGAAAAUAAUGAAUAAGUGGAAAAUAAGUUCUAAAAUUUCAUAAAAAAUAUUAAAAUCGAAUAAAAAAUCUACACAAUUUGAAACACAUUCUAAUCAAAAAUCUACUCGCCUUACAAAAAGAAAAAGAAAAAAACAAAAAAAGUCAUAUCAACAUAUGAAAAUUAAAAUAGCUCUGACAUAAAAGAAAACUCCAUUCCAACAGCACUUAUUGAUUGCCUGCUGCAGCUUGUUGCAAGUUAUCAACUACUCACAUGCUGCCACAAUGCCAUCGGCUAUGCAACACUCGCAUUGAAUGAGCGCAAAACAAACGGUGAUUCCAGUUUUUGAUUUUUUAUCAACUGCUGCUGCUGCUGUUGCUGCUGCCACUAACUACUGCAUGCUGUCGCUGAUUAAUUGCAACUGAGGCCUAAUCGGCGGCACGACCCAUCAGCAUGGCAAUAGAAAUGUUUUUCAAUUUUAUUUGGAAAUAUAUAUGUAUGUAUGUACGUAAGCAUAUAUGCAAUUAUAGAACGCACAAAUGAUUGACUUGUAAUUUGGUUUUCCACAAAUAUUCACGAGUGCAUAAGACACCGAGGAAUGUACGCGGCCAAGGAAGACAACAGAAAGAGCAACGAUUCGCAUGGCGCUCGAGGACCACCUGCUGACAGGAAAUUUUCACUGCACUCGUAUUUAUGUUCGAAGGUAUUAUAUGAAAUACAGUUGAACAGCGGGUCCGUGGCUAACUGAUAUCAAUGACGGUCGGUGGAGGGCGUCGAACUGCAGUGAUCUCUAUUUGCUGAUGGAUACUUGGUCGGCAAUCCGAUCAACCUGGUCCACUCUAAGACAGCCCGGCACAGAGAAUGUGUUCCAUUUUUCAUAAUCGCAUCAACUAUCGCGGUCUGCGCAGCAACUCGAGUGGCAGCAACAGUAGCGGCAGUAUCGGUGGUUUAACCAAAGAACUGGAUGCCGAUCGAAAUAAUAAUGGCGGUGGAGCUGGCGUUAGCGUUGGUUUGGCUAAUAUCGAGCUCAAUGGCGCAGAGGCGACGUUGUGUGCCAAUGAUUGCACCACAGAGAGCCGGCUGCCGGUGAGCAGCGUUCACAAUACUAGCCACACCACCACACCAGAGCGCAUCGUGGACGAAAACGCCGAUCCUAAGUGCAAUAUGCGUGCGGCUAGCGUUGAGCGGUCGAGCAGUGAAGAAUGUGAUGCUAACGAAGAUGUGCUGGAGGAGACUACGGGCGAUAGUAAUGAGGCGUUGGAUUUAUCGGUGCUGCCGGGCGAUCGUUUGCCCUCCAGCGGACAUGUGGCAUUGGAGGCUUUACAACACACCAAAGUGGCGGUGGCACAAUUUGCUGCCUCAGCGCUGAGUGGCGCACAAAAUUACGGCGAGGCAAUGAGCGAGCUAGCGAUGGUGCAAUCGACGAUAUUGAACGUACAGCGGCAACAUCUGAUGCAACUGCAACUCAUACAACACCUGCAGAGUCAACUGAAGCGCACUGGGGAUCUAACGGAGGAGAGUGAGCAGGGCGAAGAACAGCCAGCGGAACAGUCAGAAGAGCCAAAGCGGCGAAUUUUGGAGUCACCACUGGCGGACAGAGAGGUAGGUGAGUUGGUGGAUGAAGUGAGUGUGGAUGUUGGUGUGGUGCGAAGUACCAAGGUCAGUCCGAGAAAUCGCAUGGAAGUGGAUGAGGACUUAAGACCACUGCGUAUUGCCGCUGCGUCUGCGUCGAAUGAAGAGAAUACAAAGACUGAAGCGUCGUUAAGCGCAAGCACGAAGCAGAAAGAGAGCAAGGCUAUUAAGCCGGACGCCGAGUGUUUGGGUAACAAAAGUCAUGAGCCAAACUUGGCUCCCAAUAAUGUGAUCACAAAUAACAACUACCAACCCUUGAUGUGCGACAUUAGCUCAUCGCUCGCCUCCAGCAUCAUUACCAAUCACGAUCCACCACCCGCGCCCAAUGAACCCAACUGCUUGGAGAUGCUGCAACGACGCACGGAGGAGGUGCUCGAUUCAGCAUCGCAAAGCUUACACGCCUCACACCUGCAGGACGAAUAUGAAUAUGCGCAGAAGGACGCACAGGGGCGCGGUGAGAUAUUCAAACAUCGUUGCAAGUACUGUGGUAAAAUUUUCGGCUCCUUCUCAGCUCUGCAGAUUCAUCUACGGUCGCAUACUGGUGAACGACCAUUUCAUUGUAAUGUUUGUGGCAGUAAAUUCACAACAAAGGGCAAUCUGAAGGUUCACUACCAACGACAUACACAGAUCUUUCCUCCCAUGUUGCUAGCCCCGGGUCCUGGUGGCACAAUGGUAGAACAGUUUCCAACAUACGGACCGCCGCUGGGAGGACCACUUAUGCCAGGUGUGCCACCUAUAAGACUACCCAUUUCAGGUGUGGACGCAGCUGAAGAACCCGGUUGUAGACAGGAGAAAGAAAAACCUGAAGAACCAAUACCACAACCAAUGCCUAAACGCGACGACAAGCCCGCCGCUGCUUCUUCGCCCAUUGAGACGCCACAGGACUUAAGCAAACCGCACCACUCACCGUUAUUACAGGAAGCACCCACGAUCGUCGAGCCAACAAAGUCACCGAAGUUACCGCCAGUGGUCAAACAAGCUGUUUCUGCUAAACAUGAAAAACCAGAACGACCUGCCAGCCAACAACCGCCACAAACCCAUCCGCAUCCACCAAAACGCAAUAGCAGCGCGCGAAAACGCAGCUCUCGUGCUAACACGCCACACUCGGGUGCAAGCGAACCACGUAAGGGUCACGCGCAUGAAAAAUGCGAGCGUGCGCGUGAGCAGGAACGCGAUCGUUUCUUGGAAGGUGGUGACUUUCUUCAUAAGUCCGCAGCGUCCUUACGUCGCUCUUCGUUAAGUCGCAACUCAAGCAACAGCGGUCUCGAGCCGCCGCACAUCUCAUCCGAAUAUUCACUCGCUCAGAUGGAGCGCAUAAUCGAUAAAUCGUGGGAAGAUCUCAUCGAGAUCGACACAACUUCGGAAACGUCGAAACUGCAGCAGUUGGUGGACAACAUCGAGAACAAGCUGACCGACCCAAAUCAAUGUAUAUUCUGCCACAAAGUCAUGUCCUGUCGCAGCUCACUGCAAAUGCACAUACGCACACAUACCGGCGAACGACCGUUCCGGUGUAAAAUUUGCGGACGUGCUUUCGCUACGAAGGGCAAUCUGAAGGCGCACAUGAGCAUACAUAAGAUCAAACCACCCAUGCGUAGUCAAUUUAAAUGUCCCGUUUGCCAUCAGAAAUUCUCGAAUGGUGUGAUAUUACAACAACACAUACGCAUACACACCAUCGACGAUGGCAGUGGCACUUUAGUUGGUAUGCCUGGCAUCGGACUAAACGGUGGCUUGCUCGGGCCUUUCUCACUACCGCUCGGCGCACUACCACCGGGCACACCACACACGGCGGAGGCGGUAGCCGAACAUAAUGCACGAAUGAAAGCGCACAUGGAUGCGGCAAUUGAGGAUCAAAACUCCAAUAAAUCAAUGGGCACUUCGGAUAAUUUUGAUUUCUCCACCACAUCGGAUUACUCUGGUCAACGCUCAGAGUCAUCGCAAGGUGAUUUCGAUGAUUUUAUGACUAUGGAUAGCACAGAUGAUUCACGUGAGAACACCAGUUCACUAACGCCCUUCGACCGUCGUCUAGCUGAUGGCGAGUACGCCGAUGAACGUGCGCAGGAGUUGACUGAGCGUGGCGAUUGUGGCGUAGAACUGCCGCAUCCGAUGGCCGCAAUGGCUGCAGCUGCUGCAAUGGAUCUGUCAGCGCGUGGCUUUCCCAACACCGCCAGCAACACCACGAACGGUAUGACGCAGCAGAAAGCGCUCGAGCAUCAUCUACCCAUGUUGGGUAUGUCGCCGAAUUUCCUGCUAAUGGCAGCGGCACGCGAGGAGAUGCAAAUGUUGGGUGCGCAUGCAAAAUUUCCACUGCUGCCUUUCGGACCGCUCGGCUUUAUGGGUCUUCAUCCUCAAACUCAUUUGUGUAAUGUGUGCUUUAAGAUGUUCCCAAAUUCAACGGCAUUGGAGCGACAUACACUUAGUGAACAUACCAAAGAUGUUGCUAAUAACACAACAACAAAUACAUCAACAACAACAACACCAACGUCAGCAAUGGCAAGUAUGACAGCUGCUACAACAGCGACUGCUUGCAGCAACAACAACAACAAUAGUAAUAACUUAACUACAACAACAACAACGGGUACAAUAACAACAACAAUACAUACUACAAGUCUUUCUACGAAUCGUGAGCGAACAUCACCAAUAUACAAUAACAACAGCAAAGUGAAGCUCACAGUCAGCAGCAAUCUCUUCCCAAAGCCGAAUAUAGACGAAGAGGACGCUGGAAACACGACAAGCAACUCUGCGCCAGCAACAACAAAUCAAAAUGCAAACACAGCAAAUUUUCUGUGCGAGUCACCAAAACGCAAUAGCCCAAACGAGCCUGAAACAAAUACUACGUCAACUCACAUCAAACAAGAGAAGCCCGACGAAGAUGCGGAGAGUGAGUCCCAACAACAGCAUAUCAGCGCUACGAGAUCUCCACGCACACCAAGUACUUCACCCGCACCAUUAUCACCAACACCAACGCCAGCAGUGAUGGCUCAUGGUUGCAUGCCACCUUCACUGUCAUCACUGGAGUCACAAAUUGCACCGCCAGCAACGCACUCACCUUUCGAACUCUCGGCGGCGCAUCCACAUCUGGGGAUGCCACCGAACAAUGCUGAGCAGUCGCUGAUGCAAAUGCAAUUGCAUGCUCAUCGCUUUCCCGCCAGUCCCUUGGAUUUUCAACAAGCUCUAAUGUCCGUCGGUCCACCGAGUUUGAGUACCGAUCCUGCUGCUGCUGCGAAUCAAAAACAUUUCUGCCACGUCUGUCGGCGGAAUUUUAGUUCGAGCUCGGCGCUUCAGAUCCAUAUGCGCACACACACCGGCGACAAGCCGUUUCAGUGUAAUGUGUGUCAGAAGGCCUUCACGACCAAGGGGAAUCUGAAGGUCCAUAUGGGCACUCACAUGUGGACGAAUCCCACAUCACGACGUGGUAGACGCAUGUCACUCGAAUUGCCACUACAUCGGCCGGGAAGUAUGCCAAGCGAGACGGAUUUCAUGCAGCGACGGCCAGAGUUAUUCUUUCCAUAUUUACCGCCUUUCUUCAAUGGAUUGCCGCCAAAGCCCGCCGGUGAGCUCAGCCCUGGCGCUUUUCCGAAUCUCACACCGCCACACUUUCCAAAUGGCGCCAGCUCAGCCAAGUAUCCACCAGGACUUCUGGGGCUGCCACCAUUUUUAGCGCCUCCAUACAAUUUUCCAGGCAUGGCGGCGCAGGCACUUGGCGAACACGCUACAGGCGGAGAGGGUAGUAAGUCACCAACGCCAACACCCAAUACAAGAGAUGACAAUUUAGUGAGUCCCACGAAUGCCUCGGCUCUAGAAACAUCCGAACCUUGGCUUUUAAUGGGUAAAAUAAAAACAGAGAACAAUCAAAAUGAGGAGACAUCCACGACGUCAACAAAUAGUUGUAGUCAAGUUGUUGAGACGCAUAGUGAGUUGCAGCAUAUGGUUGAGUAGCGCGACCUGAAUGGAGGGAAACAAUAUUGAGAACUUCAAAAAAAUCGAGCGAAAUUUCGAAAAGCGUAUGGAAAACUUAGUUCUAGUGCGUAGUAAAACUGAAAACAAGGUUUUUGUGGAUCACAUAUCGUAAACAAAUUAAUGCUUAAUAAUUAAUGCUAAAUAUAAAUAUAGUUGUAUAUAUAAAUAUU
This is a messenger RNA of Ceratitis capitata (Mediterranean fruit fly), 5911 nucleotides long. RefSeq names its product homeotic protein spalt-major (gene salr). Gene Ontology annotation, molecular function: RNA polymerase II cis-regulatory region sequence-specific DNA binding; DNA-binding transcription factor activity, RNA polymerase II-specific. Bases 1014 to 5720 code for a protein of 1568 amino acids. Gene Ontology annotation, cellular component: nucleus. The transcript has 9 exons. Gene Ontology annotation, biological process: regulation of transcription by RNA polymerase II. The record is from RefSeq and is a predicted model, not a curated record. Lineage: Eukaryota; Metazoa; Arthropoda; Insecta; Diptera; Tephritidae.